AUGAUAAAUACUACUAAUUCGAAUACUUCUCGACAACUUAUUUACGGCUUGUUACUUGGUGUAAUACUUACCUUAUCUACUAAUUCGUUGAGGAGAUGGUUGAGGCGAAAAAACGGAGAUAAAUUCAACGGAAACAAACGUGAAUUAAAUUCACCUCGACGACCUAGUGAUGUAAUAAGCGAAGAUAUCGUAGAUGGUAUAGAAGGAUUAAUAGGGAACACGCCAUUAAUGAGAAUCAAAAGUUUAAGUGAUGCUACUGGAUGCGAGAUUUUGGGCAAAGCCGAAUUUCUUAAUCCAGGUGGUAGUCCAAAAGAUCGAGUAGCUUUAAACAUGAUAAAGGAGGCGGAAAGAAAAAAACUUGUAAAACCAAAUAAAGGAUGUACCAUUUUUGAAGGCACUUCUGGAUCAACAGGAAUAUCAAUCGCGAUGAUAGCAAGGGCAAAAGGAUAUAAUGCAUGGAUUAUUAUGCCCGAUGACCAAGCAAAAGAAAAGUAUCAAAUAUUGGAAAAAUUAGGAGCUACAGUGGAAAAGGUCAAACCUGCAAGUAUCGUAGAUAAAAAUCAAUUCGUUAAUUUAGCUAAGCGCCGAGCUGAAGAAUUUGGAACUAAGAUAAUUAAUGAAGGAGAGGGUACUGGAGGAACCAUUGCGGGAAUUUCUCGUUAUCUUAAACCGCUCAUACCUAAUCUCAAAGUGUUUCUUGUUGAUCCUCCAGGUUCCGGGUUAUACCAUAAAGUGAAACAUAAUAUCAUGUAUUCACCUUGUGAAGCCGAAGGAACUAGAAAGAGGCAUCAAGUUGAUACUGUAGUAGAAGGUGUUGGUUUAAAUCGUAUAACAAAGAAUUUUAAUAUGUCAACCGGAAUGAUCGAUGAUGCGAUUCGCGUUACGGAUGAAGAGGCGGUGUCUAUGGCAAUGUAUUUAGUUAAAGAAGAAGGCCUUUUUGUUGGUAGUUCAUCGGCUAUUAAUUGCGUUGGAUGUGUAAGAGUGGCUAGGCAAUUAGGACCCGGACAUCGUAUUGUGACCCUUCUAUGUGAUUCUGGACAAAGGUUGGUUUAA
This is a messenger RNA of Funneliformis caledonium, 1053 nucleotides long. The record is from the annotation of a GenBank genome assembly. NCBI's taxonomy places the organism in Eukaryota, Fungi, Glomeromycota, Glomeromycetes, Glomerales, Glomeraceae.